ACAGCGAGGGCAUUAAAAUGCACGAUAAGAUUAGAUGAGAUGGAGAGCCGCAUGCGACGGGUAAUGGAUUAGGGUUUGAGGAAAGCAGUCUCAUUAAGCCCACUAAUCCACACAUCUCUAAUUUCUCAUCCACUAAACAAUUAUUUUCAAUUUCCAGUAAUAACAACAGCAUCACGAUCCACCCAACGACCGACCGACCGACGCGAACUUAUUUCCCGUCCCCGAGGUAAGUCAACAAGCCUAUUUGAAUCCCCCUUACCUUUUCUCUCGAGAUGCUCCCAUUCGAGAAAAGAAAGAGGGACACUCAAAAUGGCUCAUGACUGAUCUUUUUUUUGGCGGCCUCCGCUCGAUUAGACCACAUAAUUCAAUAUGGUUAAAACUUCAGUUCUUAAUGAUUGCUUGAACGCUAUCAACAACGCCGAGAAGGCUGGAAAGAGACAGGUCCUUAUUAGGCCUUCUUCCAAGGUCAUUGUCAAGUUCUUGAGUGUCAUGCAGAGGCACGGUAAUUACCCUGUUUAUAUAUGCCCUGAGUUUUCCUUCACUGGGGGUUCGAGUUCCUGUUUGCGUUUUUCCUUUCCUUUCCAUACUCGGGAUGAUAACUAGACGAGCUGUCUCGAACUCUCCACGGCCUUUGUCCUUUAAGUUCCCGAAAAAUCAAAUACCACGCGCAGGAAUCUUACACGUUUUCUCUUCCUUUCAUUCUUGAAUUUCUCCUGUGGAUCUCGUAAACGUUUAAUCCGGUGCGACAUACUGAUAUAUUAUAGGAUAUAUUGGCGAGUUCGAGGAAGUUGAUGACCACCGUUCCGGAAAGAUCGUUAUCCAGCUCAAUGGACGUAUCAACAAGACUGGAUGUAUCUCUCCUAGAUACAAUGUCAAGCUCGGUGAUCUCGAGAAGUGGGUUGUCAAGCUUCUUCCCUCCCGUCAGUUCGGGUUCAUUGUCUUGACCACCUCUGCUGGUAUUAUGGACCACGAGGAGGCCAGGAGAAAGCAUGUCGCCGGGAAAGUCAUUGGAUUGUGAGUUUAUCCUUAGAUGGGGUAUCGAAGUCUCUAGGGUUAUAGUUACUAACUGUUACUCUUCGUAAUAGCUUCUACUAGAUACCUACUAAAAAUGUGGGGGGAUCUCAGUGGAUUUCUUGAAUGUAGCGAAUAAUAAAAAUGGCUCGGAUUAGCUAAAAAGUUACUGCCCUUUUCUUCUCUUAUCCUAGGGUUUGGGGAGGGAUCUAAUUUCAAAUCAAUGGAGUUUUGCCUUUCGGGAUGGUUUGUGGGCGUUUUGGCUGUUGAUAGUUUUCAAUUAGGAUCUAAACCCCUGAUGGUGGCUACUUCUGUGCCGUACCCCUAUCCCGGAAGCAAUUAUUGUCCGAUGAGCCCGGAUUGUGAUAUCAUGAGAUGAGUAGUAGGGACUUUGCGAAAAGACUCUGGAUGUGGGUCAAACGGGGUUCUGGGCCAAUGAGAUCGCUAGAAUUUGACUUUAGAUGCGAAAUCGCAAAGUCUCUAGUAACAGAUAAAACGCAGCUUUUUGUGCCUCGGUAAGAGAGAGAUAAAGGACCGGUGUUGUUGGCUAACGUUAACCCUGACUGCCCUUAAACUCUUACCAAUGUCUAGCGGGGCGUUUUAUUCUCAAAUGGGAGGUAUAGUAUGAUACCGGAAAACCAAAAAUAACUCCUCAGGUAAUUUUGUAAAAAAACCCUCUUAAAAGCAUUUGAUGAUUGCUAUUUUAUUUUAUUUUAUCAAUACAUUCAAGAUUGGUGACUGGAAUCAUAUUGCAGGGGGCUAUUUGAGAAGGAUGUGCAACAUCUUCAACUCUGUGUAAAGCUGCCACAAUGACUUCCUGGAUGACCAUAGGUGAAAUAAAAACUAUAUAUCAAUUCUAAUCUAUUAUUUAAACAACUUUACCAGAGGAAUUUCUGGUAUCUCCUCAAAGAGAGGCUUUUCCUAAUUUAGAGGCUUUGGAUCGAGUUGGCCGGAAGGGCAGGUUUUGGUCCGGAACCAUUCAUGCCCAGUAAAAUUUCAACCUUCUUUUAGUUUAACGGGUUCUUAAAGCCAAGGUUAGUGGCUCAAAAGGCGCAGCAUCUCCUCUCACAUUCAACUACUGGCCAGCCAUUCAUUUCUCCUCGCUAAUUACUCUCGUGCCUUAUUUUUAUGACAUUUAAGAAGCC
This is a messenger RNA of Tuber aestivum (summer truffle), 2156 nucleotides long. NCBI's taxonomy places the organism in Eukaryota, Fungi, Ascomycota, Pezizomycetes, Pezizales, Tuberaceae. The record is from the annotation of a GenBank genome assembly.